CAUACGAUACAUGCCAAGUGCGUACACCACAUUUGUCGUAAAAAAACAUCGGAAACAUUUUCAAGCUAACCUCUAACCCAAAAACGCUGCACGUGUUGGGUUAUUGUGUGCGUUUUAAUCAGUGAACGACGCAAGUGCUCCAAAUACCCAACGUGGGUUACUUUUUUUAGUGUGCCAAGACGCUCCCGCGUGUGAAUAAUAUACGCGCAUAUUAUAUUCGUCCAAAAUGACGGAAGUACUUCAACCCGGUCCGGACGUUUUGUCCGAGAAAAAGAAGAAGAAAAACAAGGAUACCGUGUCAUUGGGCGCGUUUCAGAAGCUCGGAGACUUUAAGAUCGAGCCCUCCGAGAAUGUAAAGAAGCUAGACACAGCGUACUGGCCGCUGUUGCUGAAAAACUUCGAUCGUCUUAACGUGCGGACUAACCACUACACGCCGCUGCCGUUCGGACACUCGCCUCUGAAGCGCCCUAUCACUGACUACAUAAAGUCUGGCUUCAUAAACGUCGAUAAACCUAGUAAUCCGAGCUCCCACGAGGUAGUUUCAUGGAUAAAACGUAUUCUGAAAGUGGAAAAGACGGGUCACUCGGGCACGCUCGACCCCAAGGUGACGGGAUGUCUGAUCGUGUGCGUGGACCGCGCGACGCGGCUGGUGAAGUCGCAGCAGAACGCCGGCAAGGAGUACGUGGCCGUAUUCAAUCUUCACUCAGCUGUGGAGAGUAUCAAAAAAGUGACUCAAGGCUUAGAGAAGCUGCGAGGCGCGCUGUUCCAGCGUCCGCCUCUAAUCUCCGCCGUGAAGCGACAGCUUCGUGUCCGUUCAGUGUACGACAGCAAACUCCUUGACUUUGACGCUGAAAGAAACAUUGGAGUAUUCUGGGUCAGUUGCGAGGCUGGCUCGUAUAUCAGAACGAUGUGCGUCCAUCUUGGACUCAUGCUGGGAGUUGGAGGACAGAUGAUUGAGCUCAGAAGAGUGCGGUCCGGCAUCCAGGGAGAAGGAGAAGGCAUGGUCACUAUGCAUGAUAUCUUAGACGCUCAAUGGGCUUAUGAAAACCACAAAGAUGAGACCUACCUUCGCAGAGUCAUCAAGCCUCUUGAAGGUCUCCUAGUAGCGCAUAAGAGGAUCUUUGUGAAAGACAGUGCCGUCAAUGCUAUCUGUUACGGAGCCAAAGUCCUUCUACCUGGUAUUUUAAGGUACGAAGAUGGAAUAGAAAUUGACCAGGAAAUUGUUAUAGUAACAACAAAAGGAGAAGCCAUCGCUUUAGCUGUAGCGUUAAUGACCACAUCAACAAUGGCGUCAUGUGACCACGGAGUCGCUGCCAAGCUAAAACGGGUUAUCAUGGAGAGGGACACGUAUCCACGCAAAUGGGGCCUCGGUCCAAAGGCAUCCCAGAAGAAGCAGCUAAUACAGCAAGGGAAAUUAGAUAAAUUUGGCAAACCUAAUGAAAACACUCCAUCGGAAUGGUUGAACAGUUACAAGGACUAUAAUAAGGGGAAAGCGAAAGAAAACGGAGCUGAUGCUCAAGACGGAGAGGAGGAGGGCAGCAGAAAGCGUACAGCCAGCACCGCCAACGCUGACGACACUACCAACUCAAUUGAAGCGAAAUCGGAGAAAAAGAAGAAGAAAAAGAAACGUGACCUAGACGAAACUGCCGAGGGAGAGACGACGGAAGCUGCCGACACCACAAUGGAGGUGGCGGAGGAUGGAGAACAGAAACAAAAGAAAAAGAAGAAGAAGAAGGACAAACAAAAAGAGAGGGAAGAGGAAUGAGGACUAUUUUGUUAAGUCAGUGAGAAUCAUAGUGAAAUCAGAUGCAAUUGGUACUAAUUUAGCUUUGUUAAUCAGCUGUAUUCUCCGAGAUACAGAUUUGUCUGUGACAGUUUAAACAUUGCUUGCCAAGGGAUUAUAUUUCGGCGGGCCCUGAAAUGAUUGUAAUGUUGUAAUGUUUACUGUAAAACAUUUAGUUAAAAUUAAGAUUGUUAACUAAAUGAACCAUAUUAUGUAAUUGUAAUCAAAAUGAAAUGAAAUGGUCUUACUAUGUUGAAAGUCCAUGUAACUUUUAAGCUGUUAAAACAUUAUUUAGAGUGCUUUAAUUUCAAAAAAUGUAUAGAAUAGUCUUAAAAAUGCUAGAAGCAAUUGUAUAAGUAUAAUUUGCAUUUGGAACCUAAAGAAAAUUAUUUUAAUUGUUGAAACAUUAUAUGCAGUUCAAAAGUUAGAUUACCUAUUUGACCACUUUGACUUCAUUUUUAUCCAGUGGGGCUACCGCGAAACCCGAAAUUCGCAAAUUGCGGGGAUCUUUCUCUUUUACGCCAAUGAAGGCGUAAUUAGAGUGACAGAGAAAAAUGCCCGCAAUUUGCGAACUUCGAUUUUCGCGGUUAUAGCCCAGUACCAGUGCUAGACAUUGUAUGUAAUAGUAAAUGUUUUCAAUGAAUGAAUAAUCUAGCAAGCUUGGCCCAUUUUUGAUCUACAGAAAAGAGUUUUUACAUAUUAUUGCGAGACUAUCAAUAACUUUGAAAUUUUCCAAUUAAAUAGGUAUAUGACCAUAUGUGCCCCUUUCAACUAAAAGGGUACUAUUGUCGGUUGUCAAUAAGGCGAUAUUCCUAUAAAACUUCAAUUUGAAAUCAACCUUAUCGACAAUGUGGUACCUUUUAGUUGAAAACGUCACAUACUCCUAGACAAAUUCGCUACGUAUUCCUAUGCUACGGGUUUUGCAUUUUUCUACUGACCCCAAAUAGUUGUAGGCGCGUAUUUUUAAGUCAGAAGUGUUUUAUUUGAGAAGUUAAUAGUUUUAAGUUAGCUUUUAAGGAAUAUGUUGGAGUAAGUUUUAUCUUUAAACUGGUCAACAUUAAAAUGUAUAAAAUAUA
Messenger RNA from Cydia fagiglandana, 2859 nucleotides. It is a transcript of the gene Nop60B, whose product is annotated as H/ACA ribonucleoprotein complex subunit 4. The record is from RefSeq and is a predicted model, not a curated record. Gene Ontology annotation, biological process: box H/ACA sno(s)RNA 3'-end processing; snRNA pseudouridine synthesis; rRNA pseudouridine synthesis. The transcript has a single exon. Gene Ontology annotation, cellular component: box H/ACA snoRNP complex. The coding region runs from base 227 to 1765 and encodes 512 amino acids. NCBI's taxonomy places the organism in Eukaryota, Metazoa, Arthropoda, Insecta, Lepidoptera, Tortricidae. Gene Ontology annotation, molecular function: pseudouridine synthase activity; RNA binding.